AUCUUUCAAUUAAGUAUUAUUUUAUUUUAUUAUUAAGAAAUAAAUUAACUUAAUUCAGUUUUAGUUUAAACUAAGUGUAAAACUGUUACGAACAUUUUACUCUCUAAACUAUGUAUAGGACGUGAUUCAUUCGAAGUAACAAAGCUCAUUGUGUUAUAAAACAUUUCCGUGCUUUGUUCUCAUAAAAAUAAUCAUGUUCAACUUAAAAUUCGAAAUUGUAUCCUCACGUACUGUAGAAGGUGUGGAUAAGGAAAAUAAAUUUGUUGCCUAUAUGGUGCAAGCUAGACAGUCAAGAAUAAUCGACUCAGAGCCUGCCAAUGUUGAAAGAAGAUACACCCACUUUCUAGACCUUUAUAAUGGUCUUAAGAAAGAGCGACCAGCAUUGCUAAAUAAUAUUUCCUUUCCGCGUAAGAUUUGUUUUGGAAAUUUUGAUCCUAGUUUAAUAUCAUCACGAUGUGCUGGCUUUGAGGUACUCUUAAAUUUAGUUGCAAGUGAGUCGCAGCUGAGGGACUCGGUGGCUGCCAUAGCUUUCUUUCAAGAUGUGGAAUUAAAUGAAGCAAGACGUCUUAUUGGCGAAGAGAAAUAUGACCAAGCUUUCUCAGUAUUGGAAACAGGCUUUAAGUUAUUAAGUAAGGUAUACACAGACAGAUCACGAGUAGUUCUAAGCGCACUAUGCCGUAUAGUGGCAUGUGCUGGCUGCAGCGGUGGUGCUUUGGCUGGACCAGGUGAACGAUGGGCACAGCUUGCCCUGAGAAGAUAUGAAGCUGUUAGUGACUCUGACCUACUCCUCAUGUAUAUUCCAUUGCUUCACACUUGUAUAUCUAUAUGGGAGACAUUGGGUCGUGAUAAAUCAAAGCUAGUGGAGGAGUUAAACAGUCUCCGAAAACAAGGAAUGAAAGUGGACUCCGUACCAAGUCUAAUGGAAGCUAUUGACAAUUUAAGUACAUCAGUAUAACAUUAUUUCAAAAGUAAUUUGUAAGUGAUUAUAUAAAUACUUGAUCUGGCAAUAACUAUUAAAUCAUCUAGGACAAAAAUAUUUGGUUAAUUUUAAUACAUGUUUGUUGUUUAUGACUAUUCAAUUUUUUUUUUAAAGUUUAUAAUCUGUAUAAAUUAUUUAUUGUUUUAAUAUAUUUUGCAAUUUUAAAAGAAAAAUCUUAUCGCUAUUUAUUAUAGUUUAUAAGUGUUAUAAUUUAUCAUUAUAUAAAAUCAAUUCGAUAAUAUAAAAUUGUAUAUAAUUGACAUCAAAGUUUGUGAAGUUAGUUGUAAGCAUAAAUAUGUAUGUAUAUAAGAAUGACUAGUUACAAAAUAAGCGUUAUAUAAUACUAACUUAAAAAAUUUAAACCAAAAUAAUGCUUUACCUUUGUAAUCACUAAGUUAGUGCCUAAAAUUGUGAUAUUUCUAAUUAACUCUCAUUUCGCGGUAAUUUGCAUUGUUUAUGACUACUCACGAAUCUAUGAUAAGAACAGAUACAAAACUAAACGUAAUUGUGUCGAGUUUUUCAAUUAAUAAAGAAGAUAUUGUUUUAAAAUGUAUUCAAUAUUAACGUUAAUAUUAUAAUUUCAAUUUAAAAGUUACUGUUACAUAUUUAGGGAUAUAAACGUGAUUUCUUUUAUCAUAUUCGCGAUUAUAGACGGUAAAGUAGGUUUCGGAAUGUUUUUCUUAACUUAAACUCAAAAGUCAAAAGUUUAAUAAUUAGUAACUAUUAACAUUCUUACAUAAUUGAUCUGAAUAUUAUAAGAUAAUUACGUAUGUGAUGGUUGAUUUUUUACCGACAUUGAAAAACAAAGGAGGAACAAAGGAGAAAAAAUCUAUAAAGUCUUUUCCUCUUCAUUUAUCUAUCUCGUGGAUUUUGUAAUGAUAUAUUGUUGAUAUUAUUUAUUAGGUUACGGUAGCUAUGUGCUAUUUUAUUAUUUUAUAUUAUUAUUUCUCACUAUGAUAUAUUAAAUAAUGCUUGUCGACUGUCAAAAUAUGUAGACGAAAAAUUAAAAAAUGGGUAUAAUAUGCUGGAAACGCUUAAAAGUGUUUAAUUUUAAUAAAUUAAGCUAUAAAGUAGAGGUUCAAAACCUCUGUUUUAAGCAAGAAGGCAUGAAUGGUCUAUAUUUACCUUUAAGUAACGGUCAGAUGAAUUCACCUUAUUAAACAAAAAGCAAUAUUUUAUGAAAUUCACAAUGCUAAAUCAUAGUUAACUUUAGUUAACGUUUUAUACAUUUGUAGCUCAUAUACAUAAUAUUAUGAAAUAAAAUAUACAUAUUCGGGC
Messenger RNA from Pieris napi, 2257 nucleotides. It is a transcript of the gene Snx21, whose product is annotated as sorting nexin-20. Bases 194 to 955 code for a protein of 253 amino acids. Gene Ontology annotation, molecular function: phosphatidylinositol phosphate binding. Lineage: Eukaryota; Metazoa; Arthropoda; Insecta; Lepidoptera; Pieridae. Gene Ontology annotation, biological process: protein transport. Gene Ontology annotation, cellular component: early endosome membrane. The transcript has 4 exons. The record is from RefSeq and is a predicted model, not a curated record.